GAAGUGGUAUUGUAGUGUCUCUCUUCAGCAAAACAAAGAUGGCUGGGAACCUCACGUGUUUCUAUCUUGGCAAGUGGCAGCACAAAGAAAUUACAAAAAAUCAUAUAAAAUAAAACUAUAACUCUGCAUCUGAUGCAGAUGCAAAUGCAAAUUUAACAAAAAUCUGAGAAAAGAUAAGUGCGUUCGCCAUAAGAAUCACUAAUGAUAAGCUGUAUACACUAUGAAAUUCCACUACUCAUGACAUCACCCAUCCACCUCUCGUCCCUAUAAAUCCGAAAGUAAAAACGCACCCAAAGCAGGCAUUCUACUAAUCCUCCAUUAGAAACAAAGUUGCAAGGUGGCUCUAAGCAGAGGAGGAGAAGAACAAUCUUCUUCCAGAAAAUCCCAAACCAGAGGUUGAUGGUGGUGGUGAGCGAAGAGAAGCGCAAAGGACCAUGGACGGAGCAGGAAGACCUGCAACUGGUAUGCUUUGUGAGCUUGUUCGGUGAACGUCGUUGGGAUUUCAUAGCAAAGGUGUCAGGUUUGAGUGGUGGCGGGGGCUACUACGUAGGUUUCAGGUUGCGGUGGUUUAAUUACCUUCAACCUGGCCUCAAGCAUGGCCGCAUGACGCCACAGGAAGAAAGUCUCAUUGUUGAGCUCCACUCUGAAUGGGGCAAUAGGUGGUCUCGAAUAGCUCGACGGCUUCCGGGUCGAACUGAUAAUGAGAUUAAAAAUUACUGGAGAACACACAUGAGAAAGAUGGCACAGGAGAGGAAGACAAAAUCUUCUCCCUCAGCUUCAACAAUUUCAAAUUGUGUUUCUUCUCACAGCGAGCCUUUGAUGGCAGAAACCGGACCCAGAGAAGAUGAAGAUGCUGCUAAAGUGUGUCCUAUGGAACAGAUAUGGAAUGAUAUUGCCUCCUUGGAGGCCAGCGAUGACUCGAGCUUAAACCGGUGCACGGAUGAGCUCUGCAACUUCUCAUGUGAUAAUCCUCAGGUGAUGACCUCUCCUGUCCGGGAGUACUUUGUUGAUGAUCUAUGGAUGAUUGAUGACAAUGAGUUCAGCAACGUUGUGACAACGAAUGAUUUCUUGUUUUUAAAGUAUUGAAUCUCCCCUCCUUUGGUUCUGUUCAUAUAAGUGAAAUUCUAUUAGCAAAUUAGGAAACUA
Molecule: messenger RNA, 1146 nt
Organism: Phalaenopsis equestris
Lineage: Eukaryota; Viridiplantae; Streptophyta; Magnoliopsida; Asparagales; Orchidaceae
Product: myb-related protein MYBAS1-like
Exons: 3
Coding region: 400-1086 (228 amino acids)
Biological process (GO): regulation of DNA-templated transcription
Cellular component (GO): nucleus
Molecular function (GO): sequence-specific DNA binding; DNA-binding transcription factor activity
Source: RefSeq, a predicted model, not a curated record